AUUGAUAUUAAGCAGUUGAACAACAUUAGGAUUGAUUGCGAUGGAUUCGAAGGCUCGACGUCAGUCGGAGAAGAAGGUGGACAUGUCUCUAGACGAAAUUAUAAAAAUGGAGAGAAAAGGACGAGGAAGAGGAAGGGGACGUGGGGCUGCGGGUGCGGGCGUGAGAGUAAAUGCUAGGCGACCUGGAACGGGCGGUCAGCAGGCAAGAAGACAGCCGGUGAAACAAGGAAGAGGCCAAGGCAGGCAACAACAGCAACGUCAGCAACAGAGAAACCAACAGCAAGCGGCAACAAAAUCAGCACGUCAACAACAAUUUACUAAACGUCGAAUUUCCACUCAAGACCAAACCAACCAAAAGCAACAGCAACAGAAAGGACAACAACGUGGCACCGGAAGGCGGUGGCAACGAGGUGCAGGCAGAGGGCGAGCUCAGAACGUAACAACUGGGUGGAAACAGGGACAGCAGGGCGGGAGAAAGGGAGCCGACAACCAACAGCAGCAGCAAUGGCAACAGGGUGGAAAAUGGCAGGGACGAGGGAGGAGUACUGGUGGGGCUGCAGGUUUUAGAAGACAGAAUGCGCAGCAACAUGGACAGCAGAGCAGGGCAGUUGGGAGAGGGAGAGGGAGAGGACGAGGACGAGGGCAGAAAGCACCAACCAAUCUUACUAUAAGCUUCACCAAUCCAAACGCCAAGUCUAACGCUGAGGUCGCACUGCAGCGUGGUCGACGGCAAGCGAGACGUAAUCAGAUGCAGAUGAAGCAGCCGACUGGAUUUGUGACGGUGGAUGCAGUCAAUCCAUUCCAAGUGAAUCGAUUCCAACCAACUCUCUUUCAAUCGCCGAUGGAUGUGGCUGGUCCAUUCCAGACGUCACCAACAGCGUUUGCUACUCCAACUGCUGAUCAGCUUCCUCUUAAGAUUACGAUACCGGUUGCUGAUUUGUCUGGACAGUCAGCGGCUGAAGCAUUAGGACAGACAACUGUUCCGCUCUCGAGAAGAUUUAUGAGCAGCAGUGCGUUUUAGACAGACUGUGUUCCAUAUCUUGUUUUAGUGCAAUAUGGACUGUAAUGGAAGAGCUUCGUGUCCUUCGUUUGUUUACUACAAUAAAUGCCACUAGUACUAAA
Corticium candelabrum is the source of this 1122-nucleotide messenger RNA. RefSeq lists its product as uncharacterized. The transcript is spliced from 6 exons. NCBI's taxonomy places the organism in Eukaryota, Metazoa, Porifera, Homoscleromorpha, Homosclerophorida, Plakinidae. The record is from RefSeq and is a predicted model, not a curated record. The coding region runs from base 41 to 1021 and encodes 326 amino acids.